This is a messenger RNA of Gaeumannomyces tritici R3-111a-1, 2286 nucleotides long. RefSeq names its product pyruvate dehydrogenase kinase. Gene Ontology annotation, biological process: protein phosphorylation; regulation of glucose metabolic process. Gene Ontology annotation, cellular component: mitochondrion. The transcript is spliced from 3 exons. Gene Ontology annotation, molecular function: pyruvate dehydrogenase (acetyl-transferring) kinase activity. The record is from RefSeq and is a predicted model, not a curated record. The coding region runs from base 232 to 1878 and encodes 548 amino acids. NCBI's taxonomy places the organism in Eukaryota, Fungi, Ascomycota, Sordariomycetes, Magnaporthales, Magnaporthaceae.
GUGUAGUUGAGUGAGAGGCACCUUGGUCCUCCAUGACUUACACUGCGAGUAAUUCUCACAUGGGGCCCUCUCUUCAUCAUCCCUUUUUUCCAGCCCCUUUUACCCUGUAGAACUCCGGAUGGGCGCGCCUAACCUUCUAUGACGUCGAGGCCCUGCUGCGUGUAGGAAGAUCCUCAAUUCUUUCCGUCAAUCCUCGCCCGCCUACCCUCAACUGUCAGCCAGCCCUGUGCCAUGAGAGCCCUGAGACCACCCAAUUGCGGCGCGGCCGCGCGCAGGCUGGCAGUCCGCCCUGCUGCGGCAUCGGCGCCCCGCUGUGCCGCCUGCUCGCGCGACGCCGGACAGCGGCGCGCGAUAUCCCACCGGCCCCCGUCGUGGAGGCCGCUGUCCGCCCUUGACGAGUGCGUCUCCCCGACCUGCCGUUAUUUCUCUAACCACGCAGCCGUGCAGCCCGGUGGUGGUGAUGCUAGUGCUGGUGGUAACAGGGCUGGCGGCAGCGGCGACUUUGGAGAUGUCGUCUUGCAACGUUCCUGGGCUCACGUGGCGAGUGUGCUGGAAAGAUGGGUAGCAAAGGAAGCCCGUCCCGUCAGCCUGCGCCAGCUCAUGUUCUUUGGACGCUCCCUGACCGAGCCGCGCCUUCUGAGCUCCGCAAACUACGUGCGCACCGAGCUGCCGACAAGAUUAUCGCACAGGAUAAGAGAUAUGCAGCUCCUUCCUUACAUGGUGGUGUCCAAUUCUCACAUCGCCGAGGUGUACAAUAUGUACUGGAAUGCCUUUGACACCUUUCGCAAGGUCAAGGAGAUCGAAACCCUGGAGGACAACGAGAACUUCUGCAAAAUCAUCAGCCAGAUGCUCAAAACCCACCUGGCCGUCAUCCCCAAGCUCGCGAUGGGCGUGCUGGAAAGCAGCGCACUGAUGGACCAGGAUGAGCUGAACAAGUUUAUGAACAGGAUCCUGCAAUCUAGGAUUUCCCGCCGCGUCAUCGCGGAGCAGCACCUCGCCCUGACAGACGGCUUCAGCAAGGGGCAGCGCCACCAACACCAACACCGCCAGCACCACCGCCACGGCCCCUCAUCCGCCGCCCCAUCCUCCCCGUCAGCCGAGCCCGACUUCGUCGGCAACGUCCUGGUCAAGUGCGUCGCCAAGGACGUCGUGGAGCGGUGCGGCGCCGCCGUCAAGGAGCUGGCGCGGUCCGCGCACGGCCCGGACGUGGUCCUGCCCGAGAUCCAAGUCGAGGGCGACCUGGGCGCGAGCUUCCCCUUCAUCCUCAGCCAUCUUGAGUACAUUGUGGGUGAGCUGCUGCGCAACAGCGUCGACGCCGUCGUCGAGCGCUCCGCCAGGAGGGGGCAGCAGGAGCAGCAACAGCAGUCGCCGCCGCCCCCGCCACCCAUAGAGGUCACCAUCUGCGAGUCGUCGCAGCACGUCAUCGUCCGCGUCUCGGACCAGGGCGGCGGCAUCCCGCGCGACAUGCUCCCCUACCUGUGGUCCUUCAGCAAGGGGCCCCACAGCGGCCGCCUGCUCGGGAACCUGGGCAAGGUGCCCAAGCUGUCGGCCACGCUGCAGGAGGUGCGUGUCGAGGCCGAUUACAACUACCAGCGGCCCGAGGAGGCGGAGGAGCAGCGGGCUGAUCAACAUGGACGCCCGGGCGCCACCGCCGCGCCGUCGCCGUCGUCGUCGUCCCUGUCGUCGCUCUCGUCGAGGCCGCCGAACCUGAGGCUCGGCAUCGGACUGCCGCUCAGCCGUGUCUACGCCGAGUACUGGGCCGGCAGCCUCGAGCUGCACAGCCUCGAGGGCUACGGUGUCGACGUCUUCCUCCAGAUCUCCAAGCUGGGGAACAAGAACGAGCAGCUCACCACCAGGGCGAGCAUGGAUGCUGUGUAGUGGCAGCACCGCGAGGCCCUGGGGAGGUUGGAUCUUGUACAUUGAGGGACAGACAGAGACGCUCCAAGACGUGUAAUUGAUACCCUUUUUUCUUGCCAUUGUUUUCGGGGAGUUGGUGGCGCUAGCUGGGGAGGUACAAAAUGACUUUUGUCAAUGGUCUCAUUCGUGUUCGUCCGGCGCACUCGAUCCUGCGAGUAUUGGAGUAUUAUUAAACUGAACAGCCAUUCUCCAUUAUACUGGUAUCAUAAAAGAAAGGCUGAAUUACAUCACGACUAAGACUUGGAGAUGGAAAAACAGGGGUUGCGUGGGAACAGAGUCUCACACUGGGAAGAAACGAAACAGAAAAAGCGUCCGAACCACGAACCGCCCCAGCCACCAUGCGGUUCCUUCCAACCAUGCACUACGGGG